Molecule: messenger RNA, 1119 nt
Organism: Trichomycterus rosablanca
Lineage: Eukaryota; Metazoa; Chordata; Actinopteri; Siluriformes; Trichomycteridae
Gene: ppp1r3f
Product: protein phosphatase 1 regulatory subunit 3A
Exons: 5
Coding region: 46-1041 (331 amino acids)
Biological process (GO): regulation of glycogen biosynthetic process
Cellular component (GO): protein phosphatase type 1 complex
Molecular function (GO): glycogen binding; protein phosphatase 1 binding
Source: RefSeq, a predicted model, not a curated record
UCAUCCGGGCCAGCGCCGAACCUAAAGGAACACGCGAGAGGAUCCAUGGCGGAGGGCAACCAUUUCUUAAACAUCCCCCAACAAGAGGGUCUUUUCACCACUAUAAAGAGCGGUCGAAGCGAGGACCGGCGUGACUGUGAGGCGGAGGAUGAGGACGAUGAAGAAGCCGAGGAAAACGUUCGGCUCAUACCGCGGUGCUCCCCGAUCCCUAGAAAGCGCGGAUCCUCUAUUAUAGACGAGACUGCGGAAUACAUGCGGAUCCGUCUGGUUCUGGCCAGGAGAGUUUCAUUCGCAGAUGCUUCAGGAGCAGAUAUAGCAGACGUGAGAGAAUUCGUCCCGUUCGAUUCCGACGAGGAAGACGAUACAUGGGAGGAAGAAGAGGAGAAGUUGCGCAGAUCGUACCAGGAGCCCGUGUACAGAGUGUGGCCCGAGUUCCCCGUGCAUACUGCGGAUGAGCUGAUCCACUCGGUCCGCGCUAAUAAAGUAGAAGUGGAGAGUGUAACAGCUGUACCGGAGGAUCACCUGUCUUUCGAUGUGCUCAUCUGCGUCCUUAACGUUUCUUACCACAAAUCCGUCUUUGUCCGAUCCACUAUGGACGGCUGGAUCACUCACACCGAAUCUCCAGCCGAGUAUGUACAAGAUUCCAACGAUGGAGACACUGACAGGUUCUCAGCCAGGCUCUCCUUCUCACAGCCGUACCUCUUCAACGGAGCCAGAAUCGACUUAGUGGUGCGCUAUGAAACCUCUGAUGGCGAGUUUUGGGCAAAUAAUUCAAGGAGAAAUUACUCAGUAACCCUCCUGGUUUCGUAUGAAGAUGAAAGCCAGGUGAAAGACGUAGUAGAAGAUCGAGAGAUUAGGGGCAUACUGAAGCCUCCAAGACACAGGAUGGAGUAUAUCAAUGACCUUUCUCAGGACCAGGAUGAAGAUGACUCGGAAAGUGAAGAGAGACCAGCAGGUGUUGCGGUUUCUUCCUGUGUUUGUCCUCUCGUCAUUGAGCCGGAGAUCGACAUUGAGCUUAUUGAAGCUUCAGCAAGAUCUUAGAUUGCUGAGGUUAAAUCUGUUUCUACUUCUAAAACGACAGAAGAACCUAACCCAGCCCAGUGCAAUCUGCCAAGUGUU